Monoraphidium neglectum is the source of this 480-nucleotide messenger RNA. RefSeq lists its product as hypothetical. The record is from RefSeq and is a predicted model, not a curated record. The coding region runs from base 1 to 480 and encodes 159 amino acids. The transcript has a single exon. Lineage: Eukaryota; Viridiplantae; Chlorophyta; Chlorophyceae; Sphaeropleales; Selenastraceae.
AUGGGCGCGCUGCUUUGCCAGCGACGUCGCCCCUGGACGCUGGCCGGCGUGCCGCAGCUGCCACAGGCGGCUGCGCCGCCGUCCCUGCCGCCGCAGCAGCCGCAGCGCAAGACCUUGAAGGAGGACAGUACACUGGGGCCGCCGGGGCCGCCCCCGCUCGAGCCCCCUGGCGGCGGCAAAUGCGGCGGCGGCGGCAGCGGCGGCGGGGCGCGGGAGCGGGAGCAUGAUCAGGCGAAUAUGGUGGCGGAGGGUCCCUGCUGCAUCGAUCUGUACGAAAUCAUCUGCGCAGUCAAACGCCGCGCCAAGGCUGCAGAGGGUGGCUCGGUCGCAGGGCUGCAAAGCGCCUUAUACUCAUCCCCCCGGCCCAGACGCCGCCCUGCAAUAAGCCUGAGGCUGCAGCCCCAUGCGCUGGGCGCGGCAGCCACGGAGGUCCCGCACGGCGGCCGCGCAUCAGAUCCGGUCGUGCCCGGGCCGCACUGA